Molecule: messenger RNA, 5879 nt
Organism: Saimiri boliviensis boliviensis (Bolivian squirrel monkey)
Lineage: Eukaryota; Metazoa; Chordata; Mammalia; Primates; Cebidae
Gene: DGKB
Product: diacylglycerol kinase beta
Biological process (GO): phospholipase C-activating G protein-coupled receptor signaling pathway
Cellular component (GO): plasma membrane
Molecular function (GO): calcium ion binding; ATP-dependent diacylglycerol kinase activity
Source: RefSeq, a predicted model, not a curated record
AGCCUCCGCUGUUUUUGAGUUGCAAAUGAUCAGAGACGGGUGAACUGCAGGCAGCCUGUGGUGUCGCCGGGAAGUAGAUUUCCAUCUUUCAGACAGUAGUUCCAAUGGGCCGGGUGUUCUGGAAGGGGGCGGCAGUGGGGAGGAGGAUGCUGUGAGCAGAGUUCUUGAAGCUCCGCUCCUCUGGGGAAGCCGAGCUGUGUGGGAGCCUUCUCACUGAGCGGGGAGCGUGUGAAUUGGAAAGGAUCCUGAGAGCUGGCUAGUCCCAGUUCCUCUCCGGAAAAGCAGUGGCUCUAGCUUCAGAGAUGCGCCCAGCUUUAGCCUGCAUCGCACUGCAUUCUUUAACACAUUAUUGAAACUGCAAACAUCCGAAGCGGUUUCGUGUGGACAGAUUGCAUAUUUUGACAGCCUGAGGUGUUUUAUCAUGAAACAUGCCAUGUGGAAUUUCUGAAGCACAGAGCUCUGCGUGACACCUGAAAAAAGAAUCCCUUACCUGGUAUGUGACAGAGCUUCUCACCACCACCAUGACAAACCAGGAAAAAUGGGCCCACCUCAGCCCUUCAGAGUUUUCCCAGCUUCAGAAAUAUGCUGAGUAUUCUACAAAGAAAUUAAAGGAUGUUCUUGAAGAAUUCCACGGUAAUGGUGUGCUUGCAAAGUAUAAUCCUGAAGGGAAACAAGACAUUCUUAACCAAACAAUAGAUUUUGAAGGUUUCAAACUUUUCAUGAAGACAUUCCUGGAAGCCGAGCCUCCCGAUGAUUUCACUGCACACCUUUUCAUGUCAUUUAGCAACAAGUUUCCUCAUUCUAGUCCAAUGGUAAAAAGUAAGCCUGCUCUUCUAUCCGGCGGUCUGAGAAUGAAUAAAGGUGCCGUCACUCCUCCCCGGACUUCUCCUGCAAAUGCGUGUUCCCCAGAAGUAAUCCACCUGAAGGACAUUGUCUGUUACCUGUCUCUGCUUGAAAGAGGAAGACCUGAGGAUAAACUUGAAUUUAUGUUUCGCCUUUAUGACACGGAUGGGAAUGGCUUUCUGGACAGCUCGGAGCUAGAAAAUAUCAUCAGUCAGAUGAUGCAUGUUGCAGAAUACCUUGAGUGGGAUGUCACUGAACUUAAUCCAAUUCUCCAUGAAAUGAUGGAAGAAAUAGACUAUGAUCAUGAUGGAACCGUGUCCCUGGAGGAAUGGAUUCAAGGAGGAAUGACAACAAUUCCACUUCUUGUGCUCCUGGGCUUGGAAAAUAACGUGAAGGAUGAUGGACAGCACGUGUGGCGACUGAAGCACUUUAACAAACCUGCCUAUUGCAACCUUUGCCUGAAUAUGCUGAUUGGCGUGGGGAAGCAGGGCCUCUGCUGUUCCUUCUGCAAGUACACAGUCCAUGAACGCUGUGUGGCUAGAGCACCUCCCUCUUGCAUCAAGACCUAUGUGAAGUCCAAAAAGAACACUGAUGUCAUGCACCAUUACUGGGUUGAAGGUAACUGCCCAACCAAGUGUGAUAAGUGCCACAAAACUGUUAAAUGUUACCAGGGCCUGACAGGACUGCAUUGUGUUUGGUGUCAGAUCACACUCCAUAAUAAAUGUGCUUCUCAUCUAAAACCUGAAUGUGACUGUGGACCUUUGAAGGACCACAUCUUACCACCCACAACAAUCUGUCCAGUGGUACUGACUCUGCCCACUUCAGGAGUUUCAGUUCCUGAGGACAGACAAUCAACAGUGAAGAAGGAAAAGAGUAGUUCCCAGCAGCCAAACAAAGUGAUCGACAAGAACAAAAUGCAGAGAGCCAACUCUGUUACCGUGGAUGGACAAGGCCUGCAGAUCACUCCGGUGCCUGGUACUCACCCACUUUUAGUUUUUGUGAACCCCAAAAGUGGUGGGAAACAAGGAGAACGAAUUUACAGAAAAUUCCAGUAUCUACUAAAUCCUCGUCAGGUUUACAGUCUUGCUGGAAAUGGACCAAUGCCAGGGUUAAACUUUUUCCGCGAUGUUCCUGACUUCAGAGUGUUAGCCUGUGGUGGAGAUGGAACCGUGGGCUGGGUUUUGGAUUGCAUAGAAAAGGCCAACGUAGGCAAGCAUCCUCCAGUUGCGAUCCUGCCUCUUGGGACUGGCAAUGAUCUAGCAAGAUGCCUGCGAUGGGGAGGAGGUUAUGAAGGUGAGAAUCUGAUGAAAAUUCUAAAAGACAUUGAAAACAGCACAGAAAUCAUGCUGGACAGGUGGAAGUUUGAAGUCAUACCUAAUGAUAAAGAUGAGAAGGGAGACCCAGUGCCUUACAGUAUCAUCAAUAAUUACUUUUCCAUUGGCGUGGAUGCCUCCAUUGCACACAGAUUCCACAUCAUGAGAGAAAAACACCCAGAGAAAUUCAACAGUAGAAUGAAGAACAAAUUUUGGUAUUUUGAGUUUGGCACAUCUGAAACUUUCUCAGCCACCUGCAAGAAGCUACAUGAAUCUGUAGAAAUAGAAUGUGAUGGAGUGCAGAUAGAUUUAAUAAACAUCUCUCUGGAAGGAAUUGCUAUUUUGAAUAUACCAAGCAUGCAUGGAGGAUCCAAUCUUUGGGGAGAGUCUAAGAAAAGACGAAGCCAUCGACGAAUAGAGAAAAAAGGGUCUGACAAAAGGACCACCCUCACAGAUGCCAAAGAGUUGAAGUUUGCAAGUCAAGAUCUGAGCGACCAGCUGCUGGAGGUGGUUGGCUUGGAAGGAGCCAUGGAGAUGGGACAGAUAUACACAGGCCUGAAAAGUGCUGGCCGACGACUGGCUCAGUGCUCCUGCGUGGUCAUCAGGACUAGCAAGUCUCUGCCGAUGCAAAUUGAUGGGGAGCCAUGGAUGCAGACCCCGUGCACAAUAAAAAUUACACACAAGAACCAAGCCCCAAUGCUGAUGGGCCCUCCUCCAAAAACCGGGUUAUUCUGCUCCCUCGUCAAAAGGACAAGAAACCGAAGCAAGGAAUAAUCCUGUCUUGUUUCAUUCUUAGAAAUUGAAUUAGCAUAAUUGGGCCCUGGAACACAUAUGCUGGAAGUCUUUGAACCAUUUCAAGUCUCCUGCUCAUGCAAAAUCAUGGAAUUGGUUUAACAGUUUUUGUUACUGAGCUAAUGUAAAAUGCAGCUAUUAGAAAAUUUAUUGUCUCCAUUUUUAUAGGCAUCUUUGCAUGAAGAAAGCAGAAGUUUACAUGAAGUGAAACUGCGUAUUUUGGUUGCAUGCAUUCCCACAGAUUUUUACGUCUCCCACCCACCUCUUCUCCAAUUUCCAUUUACUAACCUGUGAGAAAAACCUGUGAAACAUGAAAAAGGAAAUACCAUGGGAAAUGUGAUGCUCAGUAUGAUUCUAAUUAUUACUAUGUACUAAUCAGUAACACUACAAUGAUCAUAAUUGCAGAUUGCUAUAUGUUUCCCUUUUAGAAUCAGUGUAUCAGUGACCUAUGACUGGAGGAGAAACUUUUAAUUCAAAGGUUUUAUUAAAUAGUUGACUACAAUAUCUUGCUAUUUAUACCUAGUUUUUCUUCAACAACUUAACUCAGAGGAGUGGAAAUAAAAAUAUCAGGUAUAAAGUUUUCUCGUGCUGAAAAUAGUUUUAAUUUGCUUAGUUUUCUUCUUAAUUCCAGAAAUAAGUGAAAACAUAUUACUUGACAGUAAAGUGUGGUAAUAUGGCAAGCCUUGUUCCUUUCUGCAUGAGAAUCUAGGAGAGAAUUCAUAACCAUACCAACAACCAAAUAGAUGUUUUAAACGAUGUGCCUAAUCAAUGUGUUUCCCACCAAAGAUUUAGAAAUAGAUGCUUGAGAGAAAUUGGUUAAUGCAUAAUUAAUUAAGCAUGGUGGAGCAAAUUUGUGGUUCCUGUGAUUCAUUUUCUGAUGACUAAAAUGCUGGAAAGAGAGUGAGUUACCCAUUCAUUAUGAUUAAAAUUCUCACUUUCACAGACAGACAGUAGACCAGACAACAUAAUCAAAGCUCCAUAAAUGAUUUCUUGCUUUUUUCAGUCAUUUAUAAAUAUAGAUGUAAUUUUUCAUGAAUCAGUUAAGUACACUUGAAGGAAGUAAAUGAUUGUAUCAGUUUCUUUCUAGUAGAAAGUGGUACCUGUAACAAUAUUGAGCUCUUGGAAGCGAAUCAUGCAUGCAGUCAGCUCCCUCCUCCUCACCUACUCCACUCUAUGACAUUUCAAAUGUUUACAUGGAAACAGCAGCCUAGAUCACUGUUGAAGGUGUUCACGGCAUGGUUGGAUUCUCUGAUUGUUUAAAGAAAUCAUGGAACGGUACUUUUCUUUUAGUGUUUCAUUAAGCCUAAGAUAUAAAAUGAAAUGCUUCUCAACAGUCUUGGAACCUUGUUCAUUCAUAUUGACCUGCAUCUCAUCAUUGCAUGUUUUAUGUUUUCAAACAUGCCAUAAGGAAAAUGAGUGCUUGAACUGCAUGAUUUAUUAGUUUCUCUCCACUCUGCAUUAAAGUGCUAAUGAUUUAUCAGUUCUAUUCUGUUAUUGAUUCAUUCAUUUUUGAAUAACAAAUAGCAUUUAGUGAUUCUGUUGAACAAAAUCCCAUGCAUGGAUUUAUGGAUUUCAAGUGAAAUUGCUAUAAUUUUAGUUCUGUGGUUUGAAAACUCAACUGAAUGCUGUUCUAUCAAAUAGCUACUCUCAAGCAAUGUGCUAUAAUGGAAGAUUAUGUACAAAGUAUAUUCUUUUAGUGUUCCUGGAACAUUGGAUGGUAAAUAUCAACCAACAAUAAGCUUAAUUACUUUAAAAAUAAAGCUUCUGAAUAAAAUUAAGACAUAAUUUAGCAUUCCCAGGAAAAUUAUGAUUACAAUUGCAAAUUUAGUACAGCAAUCACUUGUCCUGGUAUAAUAAAAAAUAAAAAAGUUGUUUGGCAGAACAGUAAUCUAGACCAAAAGAAAUCUCACAACAGUAACAAGUGCAUUACUGCCACAAUGUUACAUAACACACACAUUGAUUUUUGUAUCUAUGGUUACAGGUAAUAAAUAUUUUCACAUGAAUUGACAAAAUUUUCUACAAUGGGCAGGCAGGCUUUGUGUCAAAAAUACAUUUUGAAGCCACAAAUUAUUUUAUGUUCGCUACAACACACAAUUACUUCUUGGCUACCUUUUAUAGUAUAUCGUUUGAAGGCUGCAACAGUUUGUGAAUCAUUCUUAACAAUCUGUGCAGUAGAAACUGUUGGAUAGACAGUGGGAUGAGACAAAUUAAACAACCUGCCUGUAAGACUUCAAUAACUGAAAUAAUGGGAUGCAGCCCCACUCCAACAUAGCUGUAUGACUACAAUUAGUGCUAAUAGUGGUUACAUUUUCAGUCAGUUGGAUUCUUUGGUACCAAUAAUAAACGUUCAAAUAUGAAUCCAAUUUGACUUUUCUCAACUCAUUUUCUAAAGACACUGAUGUGCUUGCCCCUUCAAGUAUACGACCCCUGGGGUUUGGAAAGUAGUUUUAAAAAAUGUAACUUGAUGGGUUCGAAAUCAGAGAAGAUAUUCCCCCCAGUUUUAUCACAGCUUCAUAUGAAAAACAUAUAGUUUAAGGAAAACUCUGAACUGAAACUCUAUAAUAUAAAAUAUUGAAUGACGAUGUUACCUUUACAAGAUGAAAACUUCUACAUGUGUGGAUGAAUUCUGAGCUACUGAGUUGUGCUCUUUUAAUAUAGAAGACAUAGCUGUAUAAAGUUUUAAGUGGAUGAAAGUCUUAAAGGUAAAUCAGUGCUGGAUUUAACAGUACUCAGAAGCAAAGGGGGAAAAACAAACAUGCAUUCUGCUAAAUAUUGCCAUAUGCUGCAUCGAUGAGAUUCCAGAGAGAGAUUCCAGAGAAAACCUCGACAUCCACACUUCUAACCAAAUAGUAAAGGAGGCAUCUACAUUGAACCAGAAAGUUUAAAAGACAGAAACCCAGUCUCUACUAAAAAUACAAAAACUAGCUGGGC